GGCCUUUCUGGCGGCAACCAUGUCAAACUUGGAACAGCAAUGGCUUCGCGAGACGAGUCCGCGCCGCUGCUGGCCAAGUACGCGCAAAGCGACGUCGCGCGCGACGAGUUCCGCCACGUACUGCUGCUCUCCGGACCGCUUGUGCUCACGGCCAUCUGCGAGUACGUCGCGAAUAGCGUCAACGCCAUGUACACGGGCCACCUCACGUCCGAGAGCGCGACCGUCCAGCUGCUCCUCGCCUCGAACGGGCUCGCGUACCUCUUCUACGUGCUUUUGCUCUACAGCCUCGCGAUCGGUGUGUGCACCGCACUGGAUGCGAUGUGUGCCCAAGCCUACGGCCGCCACGCGGUCAGCGACAUCCUCGUCUUGCUCCAGACCGCCGUCCUCUGCAGCGCGGUCCUCUGCGUGCCCAUGGCGCUCCUCUGCCUCUUUGCCGAAUCCAUCUUUGGCUUCCUCGGCCAACCAGCCGAGACCGCGGCGGUCACCGCCGACCUCCUCUACUACAUGAUGUUUGGCGUGCCCUUCGUCUUUGGCUACGAGAUCAACAAGCGCAUUCUCCAGAGCCAAAACGUCGUGUACCCUGCGGUGAUUGCCGGUGUUGCUGGCAACCUAGUCAACGCGGUCGCUGCGUAUGGCCUCAUGUUCCACACCUCCUUGGGCUAUAAGGGCAGUGCCGUCGCCUUCUCGCUCGCAUCCGCGACCUACUGCGGCGUGACGUCCUUCUUUGUGUACCAACAAGAUCACUUGGCGUGGCACGGCUGGCAGCUCACCGAAGCCCUUGCGCAACUGCCUCGGUUCCUCUCGUUAAGCUUGUUUGGCUGGAUCAUGUUUGUCUCGGAGUUUGCUGGCGUCGCGCUCACCUCGGUGCUUGCCGGACUCCUGCCCCACUCGAACCUCGCGAUCGGUUCCAACAACAUCUUCCUCGGCUUUCGCCAAGUGUUUUUCAUGGUGUACAUGGGUCUCGGCGUUGCGAGCACCGUGCGGGUGGGCAAUGCCUUGGGUGCCAACGACCCGCACCGCGCCCAAGUCGCUGCGUUCCAGACAGUCGGCUUGUCGGCGUCAUGGGCGCUCUUGACCUCGAUCGUCAUGGCCAGCGUCCGCUUUGUCUACCCGCAGGCCUACACGACCGACCCUGACACCCUUGCGCUCGCGGCGCACCUCAUGCUCGUCAACGCGCCGUUCCAGGUCGUGUUUGGGAUUUGGAUGGUCCUCCUCGGUGUCUUUCGUGGCAGUGCCAAGCCGCACACGGGUGCGAUUCUCAACUGCCUCUUCAUCCUCCUUCUCGGGGUGCCCCUCGGGUGGUACUUGGCGAGUUCGUUGAGCCUGGGUAUUGAAGGUCUCUGGCUCGGUGCGUCGAUCGGCUACAUUGUCUGCGCGGCGUACGGCAUCUACUGGCUCUUCACCGUCAACUGGAAGCAAAUGGCUCUGGACGCUCAAGCGACCCACGAAGCCUAGUCGAUAGAUAGGACUAGCAUUACAAAUGUCCUUCCUUGCUUGCAAUAUUAACAAUAUUAAC
This is a messenger RNA of Saprolegnia parasitica CBS 223.65, 1516 nucleotides long. RefSeq lists its product as hypothetical. Gene Ontology annotation, biological process: transmembrane transport. Gene Ontology annotation, cellular component: membrane. Bases 40 to 1455 code for a protein of 471 amino acids. NCBI's taxonomy places the organism in Eukaryota, Oomycota, Saprolegniomycetes, Saprolegniales, Saprolegniaceae. Gene Ontology annotation, molecular function: xenobiotic transmembrane transporter activity; antiporter activity. The record is from RefSeq and is a predicted model, not a curated record. The transcript has 7 exons.